Messenger RNA from Malurus melanocephalus (red-backed fairy wren), 680 nucleotides. RefSeq names its product myotubularin-related protein 5-like. Gene Ontology annotation, biological process: regulation of Rab protein signal transduction. The annotation marks the transcript as partial. The transcript is spliced from 4 exons. NCBI's taxonomy places the organism in Eukaryota, Metazoa, Chordata, Aves, Passeriformes, Maluridae. Gene Ontology annotation, cellular component: cytoplasmic vesicle. The record is from RefSeq and is a predicted model, not a curated record.
CCUGGCAUUCCCGGUGUCCCGGCAUUCCCGGUGUCCCUCUAAUCCCGUUUCUCUCCGCAGGGAGCGGGGAUGGACAGGGCCAGAUCCUGCAGCGCUUCCCGGAGAAGGACUGGGAGGACAAUCCCUUCCCCCAGGGCAUCGAGCUGUUCUGCCAGCCCAGCGGGUGGCAGCUUUUCCCCGAGAAGAACCCCCCGACCUUCUUUGUGGCCGUGCUGACCGACAUCAACUCAGAGCGGCACUACUGCGCCUGCUUCACCUUCUGGGAGGCCCUGGAGAGCCCGCAGCCCCAGAGCCACGCCAGGAAUGGUGAGGGUGAGGAGGAGGAGGAGGGAGAGCCCUCAUCCCCGGUGCAGCCAGCGCAGCUCUUCGCACCCAAGAGCCUGGUGCUGGUGUCACGGCUGGACCACGCCGAGGUGUUCCGGAACAGCCUGGGGCUCAUCUACACCAUCUACGUGGACGGGCUGAGCGUGUCCCUGGAGAACGUCAUCGGGAACCUGCUGACCUGCACCAUCCCCAUCACUGGUGGGGCACAGGUGGGUGCUGCUGGCCCUGCCCUGUCCCCACGCUGUCCCCAGAGCCCGGUGCUGCUUGCUGUCCCCACUGUCCCCUAUCCAUGUCCCUGCUGUCACAUCAGUGUCCCUGCUGUCCUGUCAGUGUCCCCGCUGUGCCAGGAGGGAGCA